CCCUCCUCCAGCAGAACAGGCUCUUGUUUCGGAGCGCAGCGCAUCUCUGGGAAUUGUUGGGGUUUUUAAAACUUGUGUGAAUUGAUCGAAAUUCCUUUGAGCUUUUACGCGUGGGCGCAUAAGAACGGUUGUCGUUGUUGUUGUUUACCAGUUUUUGAAUCAUAUUCUGUCUGGCAACAGACCUGUAUCUUAUUCAAUUGUGAUUUUUGUUGUUGUACCUAAACACACUCAAGGAUCAGAAGAAGGUUUUUUUUGUGUGUGUGUGUGUGUGUGUGAAGAAAUCUUCCGGACAUUUGCUGCCUCUCCUUUUUUUCGGAUUUUACAGGGCCUCCCUCCUGCCACAUCUUCGACAGUAUGAAACAGUGCACUGCCAGAACGGAGAUGGACUUUUUGAACCAGUAUCACGAGGAAGACAACAGCAGCUCCAACAGCACCGAGUGCACUUACCAGGACUGUUCGAAGAAAGUCCCACUGGGCGGCCAAUGCCCCGACUUAGACGCGGAGAGUCAAAAAUUCCUCCCGGAGAACAACCUGGGAAAGAAGAAGUAUGAGACUGAAUAUCACCAGGGCAAUGCCUCCUUCGGCAUGUCCGUCUUCAACCUGGGCAACGCCAUCAUGGGCAGUGGCAUCCUGGGUCUGUCCUAUGCUAUGGCCAACACUGGCAUCGCCCUCUUUGUGAUUCUCCUCGUGGCUGUUGCCAUCUUCUCCCUGUAUUCUGUCCACUUGCUGCUGAAGACGGCCAAUGAAGGAGGGGCACUUGUGUACGAGCAGCUGGGUUACAAAGCCUUCGGGUUGCCGGGGAAACUGGCCGCUUCCUUCUCCAUCACCAUGCAGAACAUCGGAGCCAUGUCGAGCUACCUCUAUAUCGUCAAAUACGAGCUGCCCAUCGUCAUUCAAACCUUUCUGGGAGAAACCAACGGGGAAUGGUACACCAACGGAGACUACCUGGUGCUGCUGGUGACGCUCUUCAUUAUCCUGCCACUCUCGCUGCUCCGGAACCUGGGUUACCUUGGUUACACAAGUGGUCUGUCCCUGCUGUGCAUGGUGUUUUUCCUGAUUGUGGUGAUCAUCAAGAAGUUCCAGAUCCCAUGCCCGCUGCCCGACGAUUUACACGCUGUGAACGAGACCAUGAGCAAAGUGCUGAACGCCACCUUGUCCCAGCUGAACGCCACCGCCGUGGACUACAGCGAGGACACCUGCAAGCCAAAGUACUUUGUCUUCAACUCCCAGACUGUCUAUGCUGUUCCCAUCCUGACCUUCGCCUUUGUGUGCCACCCGGCCAUCCUGCCGAUGUACGAGGAGCUGAAAGACCGUUCCCGUGGAAAGAUGCAGGGCGUUGCCAACGUGUCCUUCCUGGCCAUGUUCAUCAUGUACCUGCUUGCCGCCCUCUUUGGAUAUCUGACAUUCAACAUCCACGUGGAGCCCGAGCUGCUGCACACCUACUCCAAAUUCUUCAAGUCUGACGUGAUCCUGCUGAUUGUCCGCCUGGCGGUGCUGACCGCCGUCACCCUCACCGUGCCCGUGGUCCUCUUCCCCAUUCGUACCUCCAUCAACCAGCACCUUUCCAGCUCCAAGGAGUUCAGCUGGAUCCGCCACACCAUCAUCACCAUCGUCCUGCUGGCCAGCACCAACGCCCUGGUCAUCUUCGUCCCCACCAUCCGAGACAUCUUCGGCUUCAUCGGCGCGUCCGCCGCCGCCAUGCUCAUCUUCAUCCUGCCCUCGGCUUUCUACAUCAAACUGGUCAAGAAGGAGUCCAUGAAGUCGGUGCAAAAGAUCGGGGCCACCGCCUUCCUCCUGUGCGGCCUCUUCGUCAUGAUCGGCAGCAUGACCCUCAUUAUCAUGGACUGGAUCCACAACGCCACGGCCGUCCCGGACACACCGGCCAACGGACACUAAAGGCCCACACACAUUCUCCUUGCUGCAGCCUGCCGGGAGGACGGAGGGCGCCGCAACCAACCACGCAACAGACUAAGAUCAAAAACCCUAUUGUAAAGAAAGAAAGAAAACACAAGAACUCACUUGAUGCUCGGCUUCGACUUCCCGGGCCAACGGACCAUUGCCAUUCCAAGAGAAUGUAUUCAAACUUUGUACAGUAUACUGUUAUAGGCCACACGGAUGGCGUUCUACUUGUUUAUUUGUCUUUCUUUUUAUCGUAGCUUUUUUUCCCAUUGUCGUUUUUGCUCAUUUUUAUUCUCAUGUUUUGGGGUUGUUUUUCUGUAGUCAUUGGUACAGCUGGCAACAAAUAUUUGAAGGUGCCUCAAAACAGAGAUGCUAGUCUCGAGGGUUCAAAAUGCAGCUCGCGCUCAGGUACGGUGUCAUGUGUGCGCACGAGUGUGGCUGUGACCUCAGGGCUCGGCGCCAACGACAGCAAGGUCUUGCCGAGAGAGGUGCGAGCAUCUCCCGGAGAUUGACAAGAGGCGACGGACUUGAAAGUGUAUCAUCCUCCUCAAGGACAAUCAAGUUCCUUCCAACGUUUGUUUGUUUCUUUCUUUCUUUUUUCUUCCCCCACCCCUUUUCUUGUUUUUUUUACUUUGCCAAAAAGUGUAUUUGUAUAGCAUCUUUGUAUAUUGAAAGCACUUACCGUUCAGCACACUUAUGAAAAAACGAAACGAAACAACAACAAAUUACUCAGUUUUUCACAGGCGAGGCCUGUCGCACCACCUGUCCAGUGUUCGUACCGAAGCUUUUGUGACCUUGCUUUGUAGCGUCAGCUUUCCUUGUAAAACGUAGUACAAGACAACACAACCUGCCUUUUUUUCGAAACCCAACACUGGGAGCUGCGGAGUGUCUCACAAGAGGAGGAGUCUCAAACUGUAUGUUAAAAACCUGCUGAAGAUUUCGUUGGGACAGCGUGCGCGGCGAUGACACUACUGCUCGGAGGCCGCCGAGCCUUCGGUUCCGACCCCCUGCUCCCCUCCCGUUCAGGGGCGGUGGCGGUGGGGGGGUAAACUGAUUUUUUUUGUUUUUAUGGGAGAAUACCUUGAAUCUGACCACAUGCAGUGGUUGUAAUGUACCUGUUACACUUGCAAAAAAAACUACAAAAACAACAAAACCCUAAAACCUAAAGUCCGGCGUGCUCUUCAACACCGACAACCAAAACAUGUUAAAAGAAAGGUUGUUUUUGUGUGUUUUUCGGUGUGGUCGCACAGUUUCCUGCUUUCGAAAAUGUUUCACACUGAAGAACUUGAAAGCCCGACGGGGACUCGCCGUCGUGGGCCUGUCCCGUGACGGCACACUGUGCUUCCGACACUAACUUAACACAUAACCAAACUGUUAUUGUCCAACAUCUAUUUAUGGAAAAACCGUGAAAUCAAUGUAAUUUAAUCUAUUUUACUAUAUUUAUAUAAUAUUGUAUGUAUAUAUAUGUGUAUAUAUAUAUAUAUCUCUCUCUACCGAGUUGAACUGUAUAUAUGUUUUGUUGUAACUUUUUUUUCUUCUUUUUUUUUUUUUUUAAAAACAAAGAACGAAUUGGAGCUGUAAAACUAACAUGAAAGAAAACCCAAGCUGGUGAAUUUGCGAUAUUUAAUUUGCUUUGAUACAACGGUGCCUAUGCCGUUCAUCUCAGUUAAGACUGACUGAAUAAUUCUGGAUCAUCCUGCUGUGUUGAGUCUGUGAAAACUGUUACAUGUGGAAAACCACAAAGAGAUGGGGCGGCAGCAGUCUUUUCUUUCUCUGUUUUGGCCCCUUUGAACACGCAAACCUGUAUUAGCAAAGUGUUCUGCACGCCCGUCUCGGGUUCAGGGAGCGCGUCACUCAUCUCUUGGCCUAAGGAGCAGAGAGGGCUUUGUCCACCAGUGUUACACUCUUGUUUCAAUGAAACACUAUGUACAUCCUGUAAUUAAUGUCCAAUUAAAAUCAAAGAUAAUCUAUA
This is a messenger RNA of Scophthalmus maximus (turbot), 3871 nucleotides long. It is a transcript of the gene slc38a2, whose product is annotated as solute carrier family 38 member 2. The coding region runs from base 355 to 1896 and encodes 513 amino acids. Gene Ontology annotation, biological process: amino acid transmembrane transport; L-glutamine transport. Lineage: Eukaryota; Metazoa; Chordata; Actinopteri; Pleuronectiformes; Scophthalmidae. The record is from RefSeq and is a predicted model, not a curated record. Gene Ontology annotation, molecular function: L-glutamine transmembrane transporter activity. The transcript has 15 exons.